Molecule: messenger RNA, 384 nt
Organism: Entamoeba invadens IP1
Lineage: Eukaryota; Evosea; Mastigamoebida; Endamoebidae
Exons: 1
Coding region: 1-384 (127 amino acids)
Molecular function (GO): zinc ion binding; nucleic acid binding
Source: RefSeq, a predicted model, not a curated record
AUGGACGGGAAGAAGGAAUGCAAAUGCCAAUGCGCAUGUGGUGCUGCACCUGGCGAGAAGAAGGAGAAGGUGAAACAGUGUUAUUUAUGUAAAGAGACUGGCCACACUUUUAAGGACUGCAAAUUUAAGGAUGACGCAGAAAAGGUGAAUGUGCCACUUGAAGCUCAUGAAGACGCCAAAAAUGGAGAAAUCAGAGAAGAUCAUUCCGAUGAAGAUAUCAUUGGAAACAAUGGGGAGGAAAACGUCGAAAUCGAAGAGGAAAAAGAAGCAAAAAGUGAAGAGGAAAUCGACGAGGAAGAUGAAGACGAGUUCGAAGAAGGCAGUGAAGAGAAAAAGGAACAGUCUAAUGAACAAGAAGGUUCUGAUGAGGAAGACGAUGAUUGA